AUGUGGUCACUGAAGUUGUCGAAUUUGCUUGCGGCAACGGCCUUGAUUCCCUUCUUGAGCACAGCGACGCCUCUUGUAGAGAGGAAUGCCGUCUCUCGAAGGGAUGGAGUCAUCGCUCCUAAGUUCGUCAUCGUAAGCAUGUUCGAGCCAGAAGCAGCCGUAUGGUGGGGCAUUGACGAGUUCGACCUGCUUGCACAAAAUAUCACCUUGCCCGGUCUAUCACCAUUGUUUCCAGAAGUUCACUGCACAGCCAACGGCGAGAUCUGCCAGGUUGUCACUGGUGAAAGCGAGAUCAAUGCUGCAUCUACAAUGUCGGCCUUUGUUUUGAGCCCGAAGUUCGACCUGACCAAGUCGUACUUUAUGGUGGCAGGAAUUGCGGGUGUAAACCCCAAGGUUGCCACAUUGGCCUCUGUGACUUUUGCCCGAUAUGCCGUCCAAGUCGCACUACAGUACGAAUUCGACUAUCGCGACCUGCCAGAUAACUACACCACUGGAUACAUUCCAUACAAUACGGAUAACCCAGCGGAUUGCCCUGAGGAGGCGUAUGGAACCGAAGUCUUCGAGACGAAUCUUGCCCUGCGAGACAUCGCGAUUGACUUGGCCUCGUCGGCCGCGCUUAACGACACGGCGACGGCGCAGGCAUACCGAGCUAAAUAUGCACCGGAGGCAGCAUACACUGCGGGAUCACAGGGACCUAGUGUGCUGGGCUGUGAUGUGGCCACCUCGGAUGUCUACUACUCUGGUACGCACCUGUCUGAAGCGUUCGAGAACACCACACGUAUCUGGACCAACGGCAGUGGAGUCUACUGCACGACGGCUCAAGAAGACAAUGCCUCGCUCGAAGUCAUCCUUCGCGCCACAAGGAUGAAUCUGACGGACUACAACCGAGUCAUCGUCAUGCGUACGGCUUCGGACUUUGACCGCCCGCCUCCAGGAAUCAGCGAGAUCCAGAACUUGCUCUUCGUCGACCAAGGUGGUUUCCCUCCCGCGAUCAAGAACAUCUAUCUGGCCGGAAUCAAAGUCGUUCAGGGCGUUCUCGACGGCUGGGACAGUACGUUUGAGAAGGGCAUCACGCCGACCAAUUAUGUCGGUGACAUCUUCGCCACUCUGGGUGGGACACCAGACUUUGGUCAAAAGAGCUUCUUGAUCACCAAGAAGAGAGCCCUCGCGGCUGCCAAUGAGCAAGGAAACUUGAGAAUGCGUCGUGCCAUGCACAGUGCCAAGAGACGUGCCGCUGCGGCGGAAGCGUUGGGCAUUGAGGUGUAA
Exophiala oligosperma is the source of this 1266-nucleotide messenger RNA. RefSeq lists its product as uncharacterized. Gene Ontology annotation, cellular component: endoplasmic reticulum. Gene Ontology annotation, biological process: transmembrane transport. NCBI's taxonomy places the organism in Eukaryota, Fungi, Ascomycota, Eurotiomycetes, Chaetothyriales, Herpotrichiellaceae. The transcript is spliced from 2 exons. The record is from RefSeq and is a predicted model, not a curated record. Bases 1 to 1266 code for a protein of 421 amino acids.